UGUAACUACAUUCAUACGUAGUUACGUCUAUUUUUAGUGUAUUAAAGAUUAUUGUUGUUGUAUUCUAUAUUGUGUUAUUAACUGAAUAAUUCUGUUAUCGGAAUUAUCUUCGGAUGCCAUUUUAAAUUUCUUUAAACAAACUUCUAUUGUUUACUAAAACUUGAAUGAGUGGUUUUGUUUGCAAUAUUUAUUUGUGUCUUAACAUGAGUGACUAGUUCUUGCGUUAAUUUACGUGGAUUACUGGGAUAGUAUUGAAAAUGAGAAGUUCAAUAUUUAGGCGAAAUCGGUCGGGGUCUAGUAGCGACUCGGAACGUGAGCCCUUACUUUCUACCCCUGGCCCGAGUAGUGAAAUUCAAAAUGAGCGUGUGGACAACGGCACCAUGGCUGACGUGGGCGUCUCCCAGUCGGAGCUGGUGGGGACAAGAGGUGACUCAGGGCGGAAAUUGCCACAAUACAUUGCAGCUCUAUCAGCUACACUUGGAGCGCUUGCGGCCGGGUCUAUGCUUGGAUGGUCUUCCCCAGUCGUCUACAAAAUUACGCAGCCAAACAGCACUGAAUACGACUUCCCUGUGACCGUCGCGCAAGGUGAUUGGAUCUCAUCCCUCAUAAAUCUCGGAGCUGCUGCAGUGUGUUUCCCCAUUGGCUUAAUCAUGGACGCUAUAGGCCGUAAAAAAACCAUGUUGUUCCUUGUAUUGCCUUUCACAUUGGGCUGGCUUUUGAUUACCCUCGCAACAAACGUCGGUAUGCUCAUGGCCGGCAGGUUCAUAACGGGUAUAGCUGGAGGAGCCUUCUGCGUGACAGCUCCAGCCUACACUAGUGAAAUAGCCCAAGACUCAAUACGAGGUACUUUAGGCAGUUACUUCCAACUGAUGAUUACAAUUGGUAUCCUAUUCGCUUAUGCCGUCGGUAGCUACACUUCUGUAUUGGUCUUUAACAUUUUGUGUACAUUAAUACCAAUAAUAUUUGGUAUUAUAUUCUUCUUCAUGCCGGAGAGUCCGAACUACUUGAUUGUUAAAGGACAAAAUGAUGAGGCUAGAGAAGCUCUAAUCAAAUUACGAGGUAGCGCAUACGACGUCGAUAGCGAAUUGAACGGCUUAAAACUUAAAGCUGAGGAAUCUCGGCAGAACCAGGUCUCCUUCACUUCUGCCAUCACAAAGAAGUCUGCAGUGAAAGCAAUUAUCAUUUGUUACGCUUUGAUGGUGUUCCAACAACUGUCGGGUAUCAACGCAGUAAUUUUCAACUCGUCGGCUAUCUUCGCGUCAGCUGGCGCGUCUAUGUCCAAUGAUGUAUCCUCGAUAAUCAUAGGAGUUACACAGGUCAUCGCCACAUUCAUUUCCAGUUUGGUUGUUGAUAAACUAGGCAGACGCAUUCUACUACUGUUGUCUGCCUUAGUCAUGUGCUUGUGUUCAACGGCUUUAGGCGUUUUCUUCUUCUUACAAGAUAAACACGGUGAAGGUUCUGAUAUCGUUGCGUCGAUAUCGUGGCUGCCUCUGUUGUCUCUGUCGUUGUUCAUCGUUGCGUUUUCACUCGGCUUCGGACCAAUCCCAUGGAUGAUGGCGGGUGAUCUGUGCAUGAUUGAUAUAAAGGCAUUCGUCGGUUCCACGGCUGGUACCUUGAACUGGCUCCUCAGUUUCGCCGUCACAAGUACAUUCAACUCGUUGAACGAAGCAAUUGGGUCUGGGCAAGUGUUCUGGCUGUUCGCUGGUAUUAUGGUCAUUGGGUUUAUAUUUAUAUUCUUCGUAGUCCCCGAGACGAAGGGCAAGAGCGUAGACGAGAUCCAACUGAUGCUGGGUGCAGAGCCUCGGCAAAGGACUGUAGAUGAUGAUAAGAAAUAAAUAAUAUGAACAGACUGACGAAUUUAUAUCGUGUAGUAUUUUUGUACUGAGACUUAUAUCGAUUAGAUUCUUUGGUGUCAUAUAUAUAUAUAUAUAUAUAUCUCGCACUAGAAAUAUAUCAAUUGUUUGGUACAAUAUUCGAUUCCAAAGAAUUUUCGAAGUCUAUUAUUAAUAAUGUAAUAUAUAAGGUAGCUAUGUGACGUUGUAAGUUUAUAUGUAUUUAUUUAGUUAUACUGUAAUUGUUGGUAAUUUAUGUCUGUCGCAUUGAUCGGGAGGUAGCUCAUUUAGACAUUAAGUUAUUAUAAGUUUAAGGAAAUUGAAGGCUUCAAGUCGAAAAUGAAAAAAAAAUCCAAUUUUAUUAUAAAUUAUACAGGAAUUCAUAUCAUCAGACUACUUAAUUGUAAAAGUAAUAAUUAAUAAUGUAAAAGUGAGGCCAAUGAGACAAUAGUACACAAAGAAACGAACUAUCAGGGGUUUAUUCAUUUUUACAUAUACCUUUUGCAUAAUUACAGAAAAAUAUUUAUAAAAUAUUUAUGAAGGGCAAUGAUUAUGAAAUAUAUUAAAUAUAACAAAAAAACUAAAGAAAACAC
Molecule: messenger RNA, 2425 nt
Organism: Achroia grisella
Lineage: Eukaryota; Metazoa; Arthropoda; Insecta; Lepidoptera; Pyralidae
Gene: nebu
Product: facilitated trehalose transporter Tret1-2 homolog
Exons: 3
Coding region: 258-1835 (525 amino acids)
Biological process (GO): carbohydrate transport; transmembrane transport
Cellular component (GO): membrane
Molecular function (GO): sugar transmembrane transporter activity
Source: RefSeq, a predicted model, not a curated record